Molecule: messenger RNA, 1714 nt
Organism: Ilex paraguariensis (yerba mate)
Lineage: Eukaryota; Viridiplantae; Streptophyta; Magnoliopsida; Aquifoliales; Aquifoliaceae
Source: the annotation of a GenBank genome assembly
CCUAAAUAAUCAUAAGUCCAAUCCCAAAGCCCCAACCAUUUUCCAUUGUUUAGAAUUCAAAAUCCUACUUCAUCUUCUCUUCCUCCUCCUCCUCCUCCUCAAAUUCUCUCUCCCUCCAACCCCAUAAACCCCGCCCCCAACUUGAAUUUGCUGAGCACUGCAGAAUUCCCAGUUUGUACAAGAACAUAUAAUCUGGGUUUUGCUUCAAAUCUCAAGGUUUGUUUUCUUGGAAUUCCGAGAAAAUACUGAGAGCUUAAUUGCUUGGGAUUGCACAUAUUUUCCUUCACCGUAAGUUACAUCAUCAGAAUCAGAUCGGACUACCAAGUUCAGCUGAAACAUGGGAGAUUCAGGUGAGGGUAGUCAGAAAUUAAAUAAUGACUCGCCUAUGCUCCAGCUAACAGGCAAGAUCAUGCUGGCGUCCAUAAUAGUCCUCUUCCUCGUGGUUGCUUUUGUCUUCUUUCUGCACCUAUACGCCAGAUGGUCCUGGUACCGCCGAGAAGAAGACGCUGCCGCCACCGGCCGCACUAGACGGCGGCGCCGCUUCGAGUUUGCCCCUGGCCAGCAAGAUUUAUAUGCAGUCACCGGACUCCGCCGUGGCCUCGAUCCCUCGGUUCUUGAAUCCAUACCCGUAGUUUCAUUCACUCCCAAAGAUUUCAAAGACGGGUUGGAAUGCGCCGUUUGUCUUUGUGAGGUCUCAGAGGGCGAAAAGGCUCGGCUUUUACCAAAAUGUAAUCAUGGGUUCCAUGUGGAUUGCAUAGAUAUGUGGUUUCAGUCUCAUUCUACUUGCCCAAUUUGUCGAAACCCGAUUUCUAACCAAUCAUCUUCGAAAUCCUCUACUCCGGAAUCCAAUCGGGAGACAAUAAUAACACAGGCACCAAACGAGUCCCCGAAUUUCCCAACAAAUGUGUUGUUUUGGGGAGAUGAAACCCAGGUCAGCACUUUGGAUACAUGUUUGGAACAGGAACACCUAGGUGGUGAUGGUAAUUCUUCUCAACCAAGUUCUUCAUCGUCGUCAUCUGCAUCGACUAGCAAUAAGCCAGAUGGAACGUUGGUUAUUGAUAUUCCGAGGCAUAUUAAUGAGGAGGAAGAACCAAAGUCGCCGAUGACAACAAGAUUAAGGUCAUUGAAGAGACUUUUGAGCAGGGACAGAAGGAUGGUCAGUCCUCGUAGCACCAGUAAUGUUGAUGUGGAACAAGGGAGCAGAGACCAAAAUUAGUAUCCUAUCCUAUUAUAUGCCAUAAUAAUCUGGGAAGUGGCAAUAGAGGAGAUGGCACGGCACUUCCAUGAAAUCAUGGGUUCAAAAUUAUGGUUCCGGAUUCAGCAUUCCAAUCAGCUGCAGAUAGCAGAUGGUCGGGAGUUGGUGGUGGUCCAUUUAUUUUUUCAACUUCUUUAAUUCAUCACAUGGGCAGAGAUUUGACGCCUGAUAUCAUAUCACUAGAGGCUUGUUUCUAUGUUGAUGAAACAAAUUUCUUGAACUAGGUGAAAUUGAAUAUGUUGUAUAAACACACAGGAGGCUUCUCUGUUUGAGAUUGUGGAGCAAUCCAUUUUCUCUUACAGAAGAGUAAUUGCAAAAGUUUACCUACUUUUGUUCAAUGUUAGUUCAUUUGUUGUAGAGCAAAAUUACAAUUGUGCAAAAUUAUAGGUUUCCCUAAACUUGUUUUGUAAUCUUGGUUAUGUGGAUUCAAGUUGUGUUAGAGUAUUUUAAUAAACGCAG